Molecule: messenger RNA, 1677 nt
Organism: Vitrella brassicaformis
Lineage: Eukaryota; Vitrellaceae
Source: the annotation of a GenBank genome assembly
GGCUUCUUUAUGCUGCACCCCUUGAGGCUACAACAACAGCUGGGCAUCUUUCUGCUCUGACACCAUCCAUCCAUCCAUCCAUCCAUCCAGAUGGGUGCCCGUCAGUCGCGUGGAAGUGAGGAGGAUAAUGAGUGGUGGGAGUGCGCCGAGGAGGAGGCCGAGAACGUCACGAGCGGCGGCAUCCAUGUGCGACAGAGGACCUGCCUUCACCAGCCGGUACCGGCUACGCCACAAGGUCCCCCCGUCUUCCUGUUCUUCCCACUUAGCGGAGGGCGGCCGACGGCAGUCGACGGCCAGCGAGGAGAACAACAUCAUCAGUUGCAGCAGCAGCAAGAGCAGGCCGCCCCUCCCUCACGGCCACCGCGCGUACGCAUCGUCGAAGGCAAGGCUCCCGUUCCGCAACCCCCGCACCACCUGGGCAGACGGCAGGUGUGGCGACCAGUCAACCGGCAGCCAUCGGCGGCCGCCGCACUCACGGGGCGACCUGCCAGCCAAGCUAUAGCGCCACCACCACCACCACCGCCACCACCACAGACGACCACGCGCGUCUGGCGACCCAAAUGUCCGCCGACUGCCCCUGAGGCCCCUACGCGGCUUUCACCACAGCUUCGAGCCACGGGGGCACCGACGCAAAUCUGGACUCCCGUGGCCCCCUCACGACGCGGCGGCAGGAACCCACCAGCAGGAGGCAGACGCCCAUACCAACAGGUCGAGGGCGGCAACACCACCACCACCACCACCAACACUGGGGCACCUGAGGGCCGACCACGGACCAUCCCUCAGGUCCUACAGCCGACACCACGGGCGAGGCGUUGCCAUUGGAGGAGCAGGAGCCCGCUGUGGAACCUUCACCCAUUGCCCCUGCUGCUGAGGUCGGUUUUGAUGAAGGUGUUGAUGGACGCAGCAGUAGCUCUGGUAGGUAAACAAACAAACAAACAAGGACAUGCAGAGGGAGGGGGAGAGGGAGGGUAGGGUACUGUACACGUGUGCGUGUGUCUGAGUGUGGUGUGCGUCAUUCAGGUGAUGACGAUGAUAGCCCAAAUGUCGUCGCCUUCUUGGCCCCGCCGUGCCAGGCGCGCCCUCCCCCUCCACCGCCCCCAGCCCCGCAAACACCGCUAUCUGCGCGUCAAAGUACGGCCGAUUAUCGGCAUCUAGCAGCAUCGAGCAGCCGCCGUGAUAGUCGUAGCAGCAGGCAGCCAUUUCCUCCGAUGCUGCCACCGCCCCCUCCGCCUCGCCCCUCUCCUCCCCAGGCCCCCGCACAUCCCCUCAUCUUUCGACCUGGGCGCACCGUCUCGACGUACGUCAGCGAGUGUUCGUGUGUUGCACGUGUGUGGGUGUCACUUUUUCUCCUUUCAGCGCGUCUUCGGCUGUCGGUGCCUGGGAGGGUGAGCAGGUGUUGGACCAGAUGUGCUGGCAGAUGGAGCAGAGGGAGAGGGAGACCAAGGAGAGGGAGGAGGCGCUGAUACGGCAGCUGCAAGAGGCCCAGUGGAGGUCGGUCAGCAUGGGCGGAUCGCAUGAGACACAAUCGGGGGGGCGAGAUUCAUUCUGUGUGUGUCUGUUUUGUGCAAUGCAUUGCCUUGCUUGCCCUGCAGGCUUGCUAGUGUGGCGGAUGGCGCAGAGAACAUGAAGUGCGCUGUCUGCAUGACAUUCCGCAAGAACGUUUUACUCCUACCAUGU